Monosiga brevicollis MX1 is the source of this 1529-nucleotide messenger RNA. RefSeq lists its product as uncharacterized. NCBI's taxonomy places the organism in Eukaryota, Choanoflagellata, Craspedida, Salpingoecidae. Gene Ontology annotation, cellular component: PAN complex; P-body. Gene Ontology annotation, biological process: nuclear-transcribed mRNA poly(A) tail shortening; mRNA processing. The record is from RefSeq and is a predicted model, not a curated record. Gene Ontology annotation, molecular function: poly(A) binding. The transcript is spliced from 8 exons. Bases 119 to 1363 code for a protein of 414 amino acids.
GAACACGGACGCUCCUGCCUUUGAGCCCACGACGGCCCGCUUUACCAACGUCGAGUCGUAUCCCGAGUUUCGACCGCAACCUGGCCAGGGAGCCCACAGCGAUGGCAGUGCCUUGGUGAUGAGCAGUGCAGCGCCUGCUUUUGUACCUCAAAAUUUUAAUCCCCCUGGCCACGUCCAGAGCGCGACCUCGGCAGCACCUGCCCCUGCCUCCCAACACCAAGCAGCCCACUAUGGAUAUGGCGCCCACGGCGAAAUGCCGAGUGGAAUGCCCUACAUGCCGCCGGAUCAGCACCACAUGAUGCCAGGCAUGUCGCCACACAUUACUGGGCAUUCACCCUCCAUGAUGCCGUUCGACCCCAUGGCUGCCCAUGGAAUGACGGAUCCAGACAGCCUCUCCGCCUUUGCUCAUGCCAACCAGACCCUCCAGCCAUCAGAGCCCGUGCGCUAUGUCCAUUCUUUGGGCAGCAUGGGCAUGCCCUACGUUGCACCACACCCCCGCCCAAACGGGUCGUACUUUGUCGGAUUCGACCUCAAGCGCGUGUACGGUGUGGCUAGCGUCGUGUACAAGGCCACCAGUCGUGAGGACGGUCGGCCCUGCUGCCUACGCCGCCUGGCAAACUUUCAUAUGAAGCACGCCCAGGCCAUGCGGCGCGUCGAACAUUGGCGCAAGUUGCUCGGCGCAUGGCUUGUCGUGGGGGCCGCAGCUCACGAAGCCGGCUAUUUCGCAGGAUAUGGGCUACAUUCAAGCCAAUUUUUCGCGCGACGUUGUUGCGCUGAUUCAGUGUGUUUCGUGAAUAGCCCAUCGCCAUCGCCUGAAGGCUUGAUGUAUGUGUCUCAUGGACCAACCUUCUUGCCUAUGAGUAGAUACCUCAUGAACCCCGGUUUCAAGACGGCGGCUGAGCUGAUGCCUAUGGUGGGCACGCGCUUCUUUGGCAUGCUGGAUCAACAGCAAAAGUACGCCCCCGCGCUUGAGCGCAUGCGCUGCUACGUGGAUGUACUCGAGUCUGAUCUGGCCAAGGAGAUGUACAACGGGCAUUUGUUUCGUCUCCUAUCCAAGCUCAACACGGUUGUGGACCGCCCAGAGCAAGCCCAGUGGCAGGAGUCGGGCGACACGUACAUGCUUCGCCUAUUCAAGCACUACAUGUUCCAUCAAGCACAGCCCGUGAGCGGCGCGCCGUUUGUUGACCUGGCCCACGUCGUGCAGUGCUUAUCAAAGUUGGACGCGCAAUCGCCUGAAAUUAUCGCUUUGACGACCGUCGAUGCCAAAAACGUCAUGCUGGCCUCUUACGCGGAAUUGGCCAAGGCUCUCGACUUGAACUUUACGCAGCUAGUGAAGGCUGAAGAGGCUGUGUCUCAUGGAUAAAAUCAUGUGCACAUUUCCGAGUUCUUUCGCCUGGAAGUACCUCGGAGUUGCGACUUGAACAACAUGCUUGGCUUUCGGUGCAGAUAGGGAUAGGCUCCAUGCAAGACUUGCCGCCUGGAUAGCUGCAUGGCGUGAUUGAUACGUGGAAAACGAUUCUUCAAUCGAC